AUGAAUAAAAAUGAUGACGAUAAUAUAACAUCAAAUAUAAUAAAUAAACUUUCAACUUAUUUAAAUAAACCACCAAAUGAGUCACUUGCCAAAACAAUUAUCACACAAGCAACAACCAAAACUCUAGAGGAUUUCUCGAAAUUUACACAAAUAAUUGGUUUAAAGAAUGAAAAUCACAUAAAUGACAUUUACAAUUGCAUAAAAGCUUCAGAUAAAAAUGGAUCGAUUCAGCUACUACCCAAACCCGUAUCAAAUUUCAAAAGAACAGACGAGUUAAAACAAACUAGACCUGGUGUUAGGUUAUCAUAUGAUGAAACAGAAGAUGGAGAUGAAGAUGAUACAAACACGCCAAAAAUUAAAAUACGACCUAGAGAUCAAGAACCUAUCACCAAGAAACCAAUGUUUAAAAAAUUGAAAAAAGAGGACGCUAUGAAAAUGAAACAAACUAGUCCAGAUGUUCAACAACAAGAUUUCAAGAAUCUAUCUAAUCAAGAAAGACCAGCGAUGAAAACUUCAAGACAACAACAACCACUAUCAACACACAAACACAAUGAAAAAGAUUCAUAUAUACCCAACAAUAGAUAUAACGUCGACAAGAAAACUUCAUCAGUGCAGCCUCAAUCUCAAACAAAUGGAGGAUCAGGAGGUUAUUUCAAAGAAACAGGAGAGUAUGUUGAUAAUGACCACGCAGCAUCCAAUGAUUUCAAUAGAGUUCCAAUAGUGAGUCAUGUCUUUAUCCCACCAUUUUUGGAGAAACUGAAAGAAUAUUUAACUUUACAAAUAUCAGGGACUUCAGUAAAAGGAGUGGGUCCAACUAUAAAUCCAGUCAAAGAUAUAAACUCAGAAUUAGCAUCAAUGGCGAAACAAGGUUCACUAGUUGUUCAAAGCAAAAGAUCAACGAAAGAAAAAGCCAGACAAGCAAAAGCAAAAAUUGGAGUUGAACAUAAGGAAAUCUCAAAGGAAGAAAACAAGCAAUCAGAUGUUGAGGAGAAAAUUGACUAUCAAAGUAUUCAAAAACAAAGACAAAGUUUACCAGCUUAUGCAGUUCGAGAUGAUGUUGUAUCAACAAUAAAAGAAAACCAAGUAACAAUUAUUAUCGGUGAAACUGGUUCUGGUAAAACUACUCAAUUAGCACAAUUUUUGUAUGAACAAGGUUUAACAAAUGAAGGUAAAAUAAUAGGAUGUACACAACCUAGAAGAGUUGCUGCAAUGUCAGUUGCUAAAAGAGUUAGUGAGGAAAUGAAUGUUAACUUAGGAGAAGAAGUUGGUUAUUCAGUUAGAUUUGAUGAUAAAACUAAUAAAUCCAAAACUGUUAUAAAAUAUAUGACUGAAGGUAUUUUACUUCGAGAGAUUUUAGCAGAUCCUGUAUUAAGGGAUUAUAGUUGUGUCAUUAUGGAUGAAGCUCAUGAAAGAGCACUAAACACGGAUAUUUUACUUGGAUUAUUCAAAAGUUUAUUGGCUAGAAGAAGAGAUUUAAAACUAAUUGUAACAUCAGCUACAAUGAAUGCUGACAGAUUCACUAGAUUUUUUGGUGCAGCUCCACAGUUUACAAUACCUGGAAGAACAUUUCCUGUUGAUAUUUAUUUUAAUAAAAAUGUUAGUAUGGAUUAUGUAGAUACUGCAGUGAAACAAAUAUUAUCAAUUCACCUACAAAGACCAGAGAAUAGUUCUGGCGAAUUUACCAAUGAUGGUGAUAUUCUUGUAUUUAUGACUGGUCAAGAGGAUAUUGAGACUACUUGUGAUUUAUUAAAAGAAAAAUUAGAAAUGCUAGAGAGUCCACCUCCAAUAGAAAUUCUUCCAAUUUAUUCAUCAAUGCCACAAGAAUUACAAAAGAAAAUAUUUAACAAAUCAAACCCACAUAAAAGAAAAGUAGUGAUUGCAACAAACAUUGCAGAAACUUCAUUAACAGUUGAUGGUAUAAAGUAUGUGAUUGAUUGUGGGUUAGUAAAAGUUAAAGUUUAUAAUCCAAAAUUAGGUAUGGAUACAUUACAAGUUGUUCCUAUAUCUUUAGCAAAUGCAGAUCAAAGAAGUGGUAGAGCUGGUAGAACUGGGGCCGGUGUUGCUUACAGAUUAUAUACCGAAAGAGCUACCGAUCCACAUAACAUGUAUUUACAACCAAUUCCAGAAAUUCAAAGAACCAAUUUAAGUAAUACUAUGUUAUUGUUAAAAUCUUUGAAAAUUAAUGAUAUUAAUAGAUUUCCAUUUCUUGAUCCACCACCAAAAGAUCUAUUAAAUUGUUCAUUGUAUGAUCUAUGGGCUAUAGGUGCUAUAGAUAAUUUCGGUGAAUUGACUAAGUUGGGUAUGGACAUGAUUCAAUUCCCAAUAGAACCUACCCUAGCAAAACUAAUUUUAUUAUCUUGUCAAAAUGAAUUUCAUUGUUCUGAAGAUAUUUUAACUAUUGUUGGUAUGUUAAGUGUUUCUAAUAUUUUCCAGAGAUCAAAAGAAAGAGCCAAUGAAGCCGAUAGAGCUAGAGAAAAAUUCACAAUUGCAAAUUCAGAUCAUUUAACUUUACUUAAUGUAUACAAUCAAUGGGAAAGCCAUACAAAUAAAGUAAAUAACAAUUAUACAAAAAUGCAUUCAUGGUGUGAAAGUAAUUUUCUUCAGUUAAGAUCUUUACAAAGAGCUAAAGAAAUUAAAAGACAAUUAAUGGUUAUAAUGCAAAAAAAUAAAUUAUCAUUACUCAAAUCAUAUAAUGAUGAAGAUAUAAGAAAAUGUUUAUGUGCAUCAUUUUAUCAACAACUGGCAAAGUUAAUUAAAAAUAAUGUAAAUGGAACACCAGAAUUUCAAAAUUUACGUCACUCAUAUAUGAAAAUGUAUUUACAUCCGACAAGUGGAUUAAAUAAUAGUAAUUUAGAUUCCAACUUUGUAAUAUAUCAUGAGCUAGUAUUAACUUCAAAAGAAUAUAUGAAUUACGUUACUUGUGUUCAUCCUAUUUGGUUAUUACAAUAUGGGUAUAAAUUUUUUGGAGUUCCUGAACAAUAUAGAGAUAAAUUAGUUGAUGCUAAGGGGUUGAUUAUGAAGGAGGAGUUUGAACAACAAUUAGAAAAAGAUCGGAUCAAAUUUAAAGAAAUGGAGUCUAAGAAUUUGAAAAAUUCUGAUAAAAAUUCGUCAACCUCAUCAAUUAAGAAGAGCUUAUUGUUUAAGAGAAGAACAGCGUUGUAA
Lodderomyces jiufengensis is the source of this 3162-nucleotide messenger RNA. RefSeq names its product DEAH-box RNA helicase. Gene Ontology annotation, biological process: mRNA splicing, via spliceosome. Lineage: Eukaryota; Fungi; Ascomycota; Pichiomycetes; Serinales; Debaryomycetaceae. The transcript has a single exon. Gene Ontology annotation, cellular component: spliceosomal complex; intracellular anatomical structure. Gene Ontology annotation, molecular function: ATP hydrolysis activity; RNA binding; ATP binding. The record is from RefSeq and is a predicted model, not a curated record. The coding region runs from base 1 to 3162 and encodes 1053 amino acids.